Planococcus citri (citrus mealybug) is the source of this 2694-nucleotide messenger RNA. Its product is annotated as 26S proteasome regulatory subunit 6A-like. The record is from RefSeq and is a predicted model, not a curated record. Lineage: Eukaryota; Metazoa; Arthropoda; Insecta; Hemiptera; Pseudococcidae. Bases 1840 to 2400 code for a protein of 186 amino acids. The transcript is spliced from 8 exons.
AAAAAAGUUUUCUGAAUAAUUUUAUUUCAGGAAUCAAUUUAAAAAAACAGAAAGUUGCUACAUUAAAAUUAUUUAGGUACUUAUUCGUAUUGAAAAAUGAAUUCUCUAUCAGAUUAUAUGUUGAACAGGAACAUGGCAGAACAGGCAGAACGAUAGGUUGUUGUUGUUAUUAUUGUGGUUGUUAUCUUAUCAGUUAUCACUCGUUGUUUUGUUUCAUGAUUUUUGCUAAUUUUUGCCUUUGCGAAAUUUCAUCAUUUAGUUUACCAAAAAUGUCAUCCACGUCAGGUGAAUCUAGGUAUCUCCAAGUAUUUUAUACGUAGAAGUGGGAUGCAAUGCAGCUCAGUAUUCUCGGUGUAUCAGUAUCAUGAAAGAUGAAAAAUGGAUAAAUGAAACAUCUUCGGAAAACAUUAAAAGUUCUGUUAUAAGUUGAAGUUUUGUGAAUUUUCCAUAAAAUUGUACUUUAUUAACAAUGGCUAACACCCGUCGUCGUUCAAAGAAAGCUAAGGACAAAUGGGACGAUCCGGAACCUUCGAUGGGCGAAAAAGUACUGAAGAUGACCAACGGUGAAAUGAUCCGUAAAAUUAGAUCACUCGAAAAUGAGGUGAAAAGCAUGAAAAGCGAAAUGAUGAGAAUAUCGCCAAAGAUUCGAGCUUUAAAUGAAAAAGUCAAGACUAAGAAAACUGACAAGACGUUGCCGUAUUCAGUUUAUAAUGUAAACGAAUUGUCAGAUUUCGAUUCUUCUGAAGAUUCCGAGGAAGAUGAAGCUGUUGUAAAUUCACGUGCUAAAAGGAAGAGAGGUGCUAUAGGUGAUAUAUUUUAUGAUGUCCUGACGGAUGAAAAACUCUUUGUUGAGUUUGUGAUCUAUACGAUCAUACUGUACAGCAGUGUACAAAUUUUGCUGCUGGCGGCUUUGUAUUUCUUGGACAAAUCAAAAUUCAACGAGUAUGUAAUGUGGAUCCAACAAAUUCCGAAUAAUGUUUUAUCUUCAAUCUAUAAUAAUGUAGGUAAUGUAAGUGAUUGUCCAUUUCUUCAGAAUUUAAAGAAAAUUUCAAACGAUGUUAAGAACUAAGUAAUGAUUAAUGAUUUUGAAUGAAUUUCUUGUGGCUGUUUUAUUUACACAGAUGUGUAAUUUUUGAUUUCAUAUGUCUUCAUUGUUGUGAUUUUCAAUUCCUUUGUUUUAGUGGAUACUUGGUUAGGUGUAUAUUUAAUUCGUCGCCUCGUCGGUGUUCAAUUACUUGUAAUUUGUACCUGCCUUUUUUUUUUUUUUUUUUCAUAAUACGUGGGUAAUAUUUUUAAUUUGAAUUCUAUUGUUUUGUGUACAAUGGUUGAAAUAUUUCUAGUUUAAAAAAUGUGUUCAAAACUUUCUUUAAAGUGGUUUCAAUAUAAAAAUGUUCUAUUUUCUAUUAAAAUUUUCUGAAUAAUUUAACUUUUACUUCAGGAAUCAAUUUGAAAAAACAGAAAGUUGCAACAUUAUAAAUUUAUAAAAUUAUUUUUAUUGAAUUCUCCGUCUAUAGUUGUGGCGUUCUUAAGAAUAUGAUUUUUGCCUUUGUGAAAUUUCAUCAUUUUCUUGGUUCCUAGUUUACGAAGUUUACGCUAGGUUACUUUACCAGUAAUGUCAGUCCACGUCAGGUGGAUCUUGCGAAGAAUUAACAUUCCCUAGUACCUAUUUUAUACUCAGAAGUGAAAUGCAAUGCACAAUCAAUGCAGCUUAGUAUUCUCAGUGUAUCUGUAUCGUGAAAGAAAUUAUGAUAGAUGAAACAUUUCUGAAAAAUAAUAAAAAGUGUGUGAUAAGUUGAAGUUUUUUGCAUUUUCAUAAAUUAGUAUAUUACUUUAUUCACAAUGGCUAGCACCAGCGGUUCAAAGAAAGCUCUGGAGGAAUGGGACGAUCCGGAACCUUUGAUAGGCGAAGAAGAAUUGAAGAUGACCAAGGAUGAAAUGAUCCGUAAAAUUAGAUCACUCGAAAAUGAGGUGAAAAGCAUGAAAAGCGAAAUGAUGAGAAUAUCGCCCGUGAUUCAAGCUUUAAAUGAAAAAGUCAAAGAAAACACCAAGAAAAUUGACACUACGUUGCCGUAUUUGGUUUCUAAUGUAACUGAAUUGUCAGAAACCAAUCCUCAAGAUACCGAAGAAGGUGCAGCUGUUGAAGAAUUAUAUCCUCAAGGAAGGAGAGCAACAUUUUAUGAUGUCCUGUCAGAUAGACAUCACUUUGUUCGGUUCCUGGUCUUACUUGUCAUUUAUUACAUCGUAGCACAAAUUUUGAUAAUGUCAGCUUUGUACUUCUCGAACAACGCAAAAUUUGAAAAAUAUGUGAAGAGUAACCAACGAAUUUUUGAUUAUACUUUACCAUUUCAUAAUGAAAUUCUUCAGUUCUUCACGAAUUAUACUCGUACAGAUGGUGGGUAGGAUAAGUAUGUUCAAGUUUGAUUAUUCAUCGGUGUUCAAUUAGGUAUUUAUAUCCAUUUUUUUUAAAAAAUCAAUUAAUCAUAAUGCUCGAAUGCUUAAUAUUUUUAAUUUGAAUUCCAUUGUUUGGUGUACAAUGGUUGAAAUAUUUUUAGUUUAAAAAAUGUGUUCAAAACUUUCUUUAACUGGUUUCAAUAUAAAAAUGUUCUAUUAAAAUUUUCUGAAUAAUUUUACUUUUACUUCGAGGAUCAAUUUAAAAAAAUAAAAAGUUGCAACAUAUGCUUAAAUUUACUUAUA